CUUAUCGCUGCGAUUGUGCGGCCAACGGCUGAUUGUGGCUCUGUAGCGGCUUCCCUGUCAGGUGCCUCCCCGUCUUUCCUCCUCGGAUCUUUAUCAAUAUGUUCUCCAUCGCAUCCACAGCCGAUCCUACCGCACUCGAUGACGGCUCGUACCUCUUCGAUCAGAAUCAAGAUGAUCUGUUGUCAUUGCCAAUGUCCAAUGAUAGUAUACAUCUGAAAGGCGGUGUCGCACCUAUACCUGGGUUUAGUAACUUGGGCUACGGCCGGGAAUCGAGUGCAUCGUCCGUGCACUACGGCGACUUGAUUGAUACAUCAGAACCCAGCACAAGUCACGAGGGGGAAGGAUCUACUCCAGGCACAUUGGCAAAUGGAUACACGACAAACUACACUCCUUCGCCACUGCAGCAUCCAUUCACCCCAAACUCGGCCGUUAAGGGCAUGACUAGUACCCAGAGAAAACAGCCCUCUCAUCAAAACCACGUCUCUUCACAUACGUCUCUCAACGAAAACGGCACGAAAGCUCAUUCAUCAUCAAAGAGUCAUCAGAGAGAUGGCGCAUUCAUGGCGGGCACACCACAUAGUCUGAGUGGCGAAUCACAAGCAUCUUCGACCCCUGAGCUUCCACAGUCACAUGGACAGCCAAAGAAGCAUCGCAGGACAAAUUCUCUCCCUGUAAAAGGGAAGGCUGUCGAGAUGAAGGCGAGUUCUAGCAUACCUGCAGAUGUGUCAUGGCCCGAAUUCGGCCGGCAAUGCAUUCUAGCAGCAGAGAACAGCCGGCUCAAUCCAUUCACUCUGCAUCCCACCGAGUACAAGCUUUUACGUGAGCAUGUCACUCACGCCCAAGUCACGAUUUAUCUGAACAUCAGAAACGCGAUCCUGCGCUUGUGGCAUCGCAACCCUCUGGUAUACGUCUCUCUCAAAGAAGCUGCAGGGUGCGCCCGUGACAAGCGCUACUUUGGUCUGGCAAAGGUGGCAUAUCUGUGGCUUAUGAGACACGGAUGCAUCAAUUUUGGUUGCGCUGAAGUACCGAAUAAUGCUGGUACUCUCUCGAAAUGCAAAGCAAAGACGGCAACAAGACGGACAAUCGUUGUAGUUGGUGCAGGCAUGUCGGGACUAGGUUGCGCUCGGCACCUGGAAGGAGUCUUUGCCCAACUUGGAGAUCAACUGACAGAUGCGGGAGAGCGUCCACCGGAGAUUAUCAUCCUCGAGGCCCGUCCACGUGUCGGUGGUCGAGUGUAUUCACAUCCUUUUUUGAAUCAAUCCGGUUCUACACUCCCACCUGGAAAUCGUUGCACAGCUGAGAUGGGUGCUCAGAUUGUUACAGGAUACGAACACGGCAACCCGUUGAAUGCGAUAAUUCGAGGCCAGUUGGGCUUGCCCUAUCAUGGUCUAAGAGACAAUACGAUACUCUACGAUUAUGAUGGCACGGUUGUCGAGAGAAGUCAAGACAUACUGGUAGAGAAGCUGUACAACGAUGUACUCGAACGAGCGGCAGCAUUUCGAAACAAACCUACUGCCCACAGGAUAGUAGAGGGUGAUCGAAACUUGAUGGCGUUUGGCCGUGAGCCCGCUGACGUUGGUGGGCCUACCAUUGCCGAGCUAGAAGAGUCUGAGGCUCCUUUGCCAGCAGACGCGAUAAGCGCAACAUCGACAAAGCAAGAGAAGCCAACUACCGGGGUAGAAAAGCUGGCGGGGAGAGCAUAUCAGUUGAGCGCUGGUUUCGACCCUGAUGUCACAGCCGCAAAGACGGUACAAGACAUGGGAUGGAAACUGAAGGAUGGUGUGACGGACGACCAAACAUUGGACCUGGAUACGAUUGCAAGGGCAUCGGAAUACCCGACAUUAGGCCAGACAAUGGAUGAGGGACUCCGGCAAUAUCAGUCACUUGUCGACUUGAAACCCAGAGACAUGCGCCUGCUCAGCUGGCACCAUGCCAACCUCGAAUACGCAAACGCUGUGAGUGUGAACCAGCUCAGUUUGAGCGGCUGGGAUCAGGACAUAGGAAAUGAAUUCGAAGGCGAGCAUAGUCAGGUAAUUGGGGGUUAUCAGCAGGUUCCGCGCGGGUUGUGGCAAUGUCCUAGCAAGCUGGACGUACGGUUCAGCACGGCUAUCAAGACUGUCCACUACAACACGGAAGAACAGCGAGUUGGCAAAGCUGUCAGAAUCGAAUGCACCAACGGCGAAACAUUUGAAGCCGAUCAUGUUGUCCUCACUACACCCCUGGGGGUACUGAAAUCAGGAUCUAUCAAGUUCGAACCCCCACUUCCUAGCUGGAAGCAGGAUGUGAUUGAACGCAUGGGAUUUGGACUUUUGAACAAGAUUAUCCUCGUGUACGAGAAAGCCUUUUGGGAACCGGAUCGAGACAUGUUUGGACUGCUCAACGAGGCCGAGCGCGAGGGUAGCAUGCGACCAGAGGAGUAUUGUUCGAAACGAGGACGGUUCUAUCUGUUUUGGAAUUGCAUAAAGACGAGCGGAAAGCCAGUGCUAGUAGCGCUCAUGGCAGGUGAUGCUGCCCACUACGCCGAGACGAUGUCGGACGACCAGCUUGUCAAAGAAGUGACGGACCGGCUCGACGCAAUGUUUGCGCCAAACACUGUACCACUCCCAUCGGAAGCGAUUGUGACGCGGUGGAAGAAGGAUCCAUUCGCUCGAGGCAGCUACUCAUACGUGGGACCAAGGACACAGACUGGUGACUACGAUGUCAUGGCACGGCCACACGGCCCGCUGCAUUUUGCUGGAGAAGCAACGUGCGGCACACAUCCUGCGACUGUGCACGGGGCGUACUUGUCAGGCCUCCGAGUGGCAGCGGAGGUUGCCGAGAACGUACUAGGGCCCAUCGAGAUACCCAGUCCGCUUGUGGAGAAGAAAGCGAUCAAGGCCGAGUUUUCGACGACUCCGACUGCAGAGUCGAAGCGGCGAUUUGAGCCGGCUGUGGGGCCAGUGAGAGAGAACAAGAGUGGGCGUGUGCAGCGCGACGAAGACUACGAAGCGGCGAUUAUUGGGGCCAUUUUGGAGCAGAUUGGCGAACGUCCAAUCAAACCCGGGCGGGCAGGCGUCAACCCAUUUCUGUUGUUCACGAAAGACUUUUGGUAUAUUUGCAAGCAAGAGUGUGAUGAGGCACACCGGGUCAAAAGUGGCAAUGCUGAUGCCAAAGCUCCAAAGCAAGAGAUUCGCAACGCAGUAGGGCUAAAAUGGCGCACGGCAGAGCAGCAUGUCAAGCAGCCAUAUCUGGACCAGGCUAGCAACGCACGAGAGGACGCAACGGCAAGUGCAGUAGAGUUCAAGGAGCGGGUUGCUACUUGGGACAAGGAGGCAGCACGCAUACGGCGGGAGUACAUUCAAGCGCACCCGCCUGAAGGGGGCAAUGAGGAGGUGAUGCUCAACAGCCGAACGGCGAUUGAGCUGGGGGCUGGGAAGCGACUACGCAGGCUGUGAUGUUGGAGACGUGGAUGUUUUGGUGUUGUAUUAUUCGUGUGUUGUGUAAGUUUAUAGAAGCGCGGUUUGCAUGUGCAGGCGUUUGUAGACAGGCCCGCAUCCUUGUUGUUGUGGUUGGGUAGGCGGGAUGAUAAUUGAUAUUGGACCUCGCAGAGGGCUAUUUUUAGGUAGAGGCAGCGACGCGAGAUGGUUGUCACUUGUCAGACCACUUGUGAUGGGCGUCUACGCCACAGUUGGGCAGUGCAUGGUAUGCGGGAUAUGUUGGGGAAGGCACUCUCCGCCUGGCAGCUGCUGUUUGUGUCCAUGUGAAGACAAUACUUGUUAGUCAUGGCACGUGACGAG
This is a messenger RNA of Bipolaris sorokiniana ND90Pr, 3776 nucleotides long. RefSeq lists its product as uncharacterized. Lineage: Eukaryota; Fungi; Ascomycota; Dothideomycetes; Pleosporales; Pleosporaceae. The coding region runs from base 99 to 3434 and encodes 1111 amino acids. The record is from RefSeq and is a predicted model, not a curated record. The transcript has 2 exons. Gene Ontology annotation, molecular function: protein binding; oxidoreductase activity.